This is a messenger RNA of Tripterygium wilfordii, 1058 nucleotides long. Its product is annotated as GTP-binding protein YPTM2-like. NCBI's taxonomy places the organism in Eukaryota, Viridiplantae, Streptophyta, Magnoliopsida, Celastrales, Celastraceae. Gene Ontology annotation, molecular function: GTPase activity; GTP binding. The record is from RefSeq and is a predicted model, not a curated record. The coding region runs from base 232 to 843 and encodes 203 amino acids. The transcript is spliced from 8 exons.
AUCCCGUGUCAUUCCCAACUUCUUAAAACAGUCACGACAAAUCGGGUUCGCUAAAAAACAACACGCAUCCCCACACCCUCUUCUCUUCCUCUCUCGAUUUCGUCUUCCAAUUUCACAAUCCUCUCUCUCCCCGACGAUCACCGGUUACUGUAAGUAUUCGGCCGGAAUAUCUAUCCGCUCUCCGUCGUCUAACUUCGUAGUUCUCCCGUUUCUUCUCGAUCCGUAAGCGACAUGAAUCCCGAAUACGACUAUUUGUUCAAGCUUUUGCUCAUCGGAGACUCUGGUGUUGGAAAAUCAUGUCUACUUCUGAGGUUUGCUGAUGAUUCAUAUCUUGAGAGCUACAUCAGUACUAUUGGAGUUGAUUUUAAAAUCCGCACCGUGGAACAGGAUGGAAAGACCAUUAAACUCCAAAUUUGGGAUACGGCUGGCCAAGAACGUUUUAGAACAAUCACAAGCAGCUACUAUCGUGGGGCUCAUGGCAUCAUUGUUGUUUAUGAUGUCACGGACCAAGAGAGCUUCAAUAACGUCAAGCAAUGGUUGAAUGAAAUUGACCGCUAUGCAAGUGAAAAUGUUAACAAGCUUUUGGUUGGGAACAAGAGUGAUCUCACAGCAAACAAAGUUGUCUCCUCUGAGACAGCAAAGGCAUUUGCUGAUGAAAUUGGGAUCCCUUUUAUGGAAACAAGUGCAAAAAAUUCCACCAAUGUUGAACAGGCUUUCAUGGCCAUGGCUGCUGAGAUCAAGAAUAGGAUGGCAAGCCAACCGUCCAUGAACAACGCCAGGCCUCCAACAGUGCAGAUUCGAGGACAGCCCGUUAACCAGAAGUCUGGCUGCUGCUCUUCUUGAAGAAAGAUUUAGCCUUAUUGGGGUUGUGAUGUUUAGUUCUUUUUCCCUGUGGCAUGUAAAACCAGCUACCAAAUUGGCUCAGUUGUGUAGAAGAUUAUUGCUAUGAAUUUCUGGGUUGCCAAUUCAACACUUUGUUAGAACUUUAAGUGUAUUUGAUUUAAAGUAACAUUUGUGCAAAGCAGUCAUAAUAAUGCGUUGCAGAAUUUCACCCGUAA